AUGCCCUCUUCCAAAUUGUCUACCCAGUCCUCCGCCGACGACUCGGGCACAAACGUCAACGAGAGUAUGGUCCUCAUGGUUCCAGCUUCUCCAAAGACACCAGCACUUGAGGCUUCUGCGACCGGCGGAACGAUACAAAUCUCCAUGGAGGCUUUCCACUCUCUCCUCGCGGCGGUCGACACUCUCAAGCUGAACAUGGCGUUGGCUGAGAAGCAUAAUCAAGGACUGUCCGCAAAAGUUCAGGAGCUUGAUCAAAGUGUCACUUUGGUACGACAACAGAACAAGAGCUUGCAGCUGGAGGUCAAGAACAUGGAUCGCCAGCUUCUGGCGGCGCAAGAGAACUCUGGUGUACCGUUCUGCCGAUUUUCCAGACUUCCCCUUGAACUCCGACGAAAGAUAUUUCGAUCAGCUCUGAGCGAACCUCGAGUUGUCGUACUCAGACAUAGGUUUGACAAAGCUGUUGGACACCUUUUCUUACCAGUGGGGAACCAACCAGCACUUCUGAGUGCGUGUGAAGCUUCCCGAACAGAGGCCUUGCAACUCCAGCACAAUCUGUACGCCCCGUCAGAGAACCGAAGUCAAGAAGAGUCCGAUUCCUUACCGAAGAUUUACAUCAAUGGGGACGUUGAUACUGUGUGGUACUUAGUACAUUCUGAUUCGGGAGGGAAGGAUGACUUUUAUCCUAACGAAAGAAUGGACAGAAAGAUGCGACAAGCAUGGACUUGCAAUCAUGUUUCUUUAUCUAGCACGCUGAAGCCGAUUGCGCCUUUGAAAUUUGCCAUCUCAUGGGCUAUGUGGGAGUGGUUCUGCACCUACGGACUUCAGUCAUUUAGUGUGUUUAUGGACAUGCUCAUGGAAAUCGGAGUUCGAGAGUUGACUCUAGUGCUCGGGUAUACGGCUGCUGCUGCUGCUGAUGACGAUGUUAUCUUUGUGGAGCCACGAAAUAAUAUGGACUGGAAGCUGAAGAAGAUUCUUUCUUUUGAAAUAGACAACUUUGCGCCGUUCACUCGUGAACUUUUGAGACGUCGCGACAAUCCUUCAUGGAGCUUGUUGGAGGCCGAGUCAUUGGCCUUGAUGAAGAACUUUCAAGCAGCCAGAGCUCGCUUGAGGUACUUUCUGCUUCCACAGAAUGUAAACAUCGUUCCGGGAGAUUUCGCGUCAGGUGGUCGCUUUUUUCAUGUGCGGGAUAUGUCUGGAUGGACAGUAACUUCAAUUCGAUGCGUAGAAGCUAUCAGCAGAAAGGAGAUGGCUACAAUUUCUACUUGA
Messenger RNA from Mollisia scopiformis, 1266 nucleotides. RefSeq lists its product as uncharacterized. The record is from RefSeq and is a predicted model, not a curated record. Lineage: Eukaryota; Fungi; Ascomycota; Leotiomycetes; Helotiales; Mollisiaceae. Bases 1 to 1266 code for a protein of 421 amino acids. The transcript is spliced from 2 exons.